GUCGGGAAACGCAGGCUUCUCGGCUCUCCGACGACUUCCACUCAACUUUCAGAUAAGGUCCUCUUCCAGGUCCAGCACCAAUCUUUUCUUUCCAAGAAAUCCACAUAACCAAUCUUUGCUGCACACGAGUCACUCUGCACCAGAAGGAAAAACCAGCUCGCUCGCUCCAUCUGCCCGCCGCGCCGAUGGUGCCGCCGCCUCCGCGAGGGCAUGGCGGAUAACCGCGACCGCCUGGCGGCGCCGGCCUGGGCGACCACGGCCGGCCUCGGCUUCCUCACGCUUAACUCCGGCCUCGCCAUCUACCGCGCUGACGGCGACCCCGGCUCGAUCCUCUUCGUCGUGGGCUCCUACGCCGCCCUGCUGCUGCUCUUCCGCUGCCUCCGCGACUACGAGCGCGCGCCGCCGGGGUCCCCCGCCAGGGAGCGGGCGAGGCGCGCCGUGUGGCCGCUCACCGCCCUGCUUACGCUGGGCUUCGCCUGGAAGGUCGCCGCGGUGAUGCCUUCCGCUGCCGCGGCCGCCGUCGUCUGGGGCCUUGCCGUCGCCACCACCGCCGGAGGGUUUUUUGCUCUGUUCGUCCGAGCAUAAAGCGCCUUUUUUUUUUGGUGAGUUGUGUGGUUUGGUCUGUGUACAUAUCUGUGUGCAUGUACAGAGAAGUACUGUUACACUGUAGCUGUGCUAGUUGCUGACUUGGGUUUGUAACAUCUCUGUAAAUUACUUACUACUUUGUUAUGUGACUGCCCAUGGCCAGACUAUACCAGUA
Molecule: messenger RNA, 760 nt
Organism: Panicum virgatum (switchgrass)
Lineage: Eukaryota; Viridiplantae; Streptophyta; Magnoliopsida; Poales; Poaceae
Exons: 1
Coding region: 211-585 (124 amino acids)
Source: RefSeq, a predicted model, not a curated record